Sycon ciliatum is the source of this 1501-nucleotide messenger RNA. RefSeq names its product EKC/KEOPS complex subunit TP53RK-like. Gene Ontology annotation, cellular component: cytosol; EKC/KEOPS complex; nucleus. The record is from RefSeq and is a predicted model, not a curated record. Gene Ontology annotation, biological process: protein phosphorylation. Gene Ontology annotation, molecular function: protein serine/threonine kinase activity; ATP binding. The coding region runs from base 111 to 776 and encodes 221 amino acids. The transcript has a single exon. Lineage: Eukaryota; Metazoa; Porifera; Calcarea; Leucosolenida; Sycettidae.
UGUUUUGAAGUGGUGAAAAUGGUUUUGAAAAUAUUUGGUUUGAUUGCUUCUCCUAAUUGAAUCUUUACUUGCACUGAGUCUUGUCGUUCCGUUUUGGAGAGCUCGUGGCAAUGGAGCUCCUGCAACAAGGAGCAGAAGCUCGCCUUUACCGGACCUCGUUCUGUGGGAAGCCCACUAUUGUGAAAGAGCGCUUCAACAAAGCGUAUAGACACGAAACAUUGGAUACUCUUUUGACCCAGAGGCGCACGAACCAAGAAGUGCGAUCCCUUCUUCGCUGCCGUAAGGCUGGGAUUGCAUGUCCUGCUGUCUUCUUCAUUGACUACGAAAAGCACCGUAUUUACCUGGAGGAAAUCGUUGGCGCUGAGACCCUCAGGGAUGCUUUCUGUCGACUGGGUAAUGGCGAUGAAGCCAAGCGUCUUGGCAGAAUGAUUGGCCGUACUUUGGCCAGCAUGCAUGACGCUGACAUUAUUCAUGGAGACCUGACGACCUCCAACAUGAUGUUGCGUCCUGGCAAUGAGUGUGCUGGUGGUGUUAGUGAGGAGGGACAGCUAUUUCUCAUCGACUUUGGCCUCAGUUCAGUGUCGACGGUAGCAGAAGACAAAGGCGUUGAUCUGUAUGUACUGGAGAGGGCCUUUCUCAGCAGCCACCCGAAUUCCGAGGCGGUGUUCAAGGAGGUUCUCUCAGCGUACCGCUCUGCCACCAAAAAUGCAAAGUCAGUAGUCGAUAAGCUAGAAGAGGUACGAAUGAGAGGGCGAAAGCGGAGCAUGCUCGGCUGACCUUGGCCAUUCCUGAUGUGGACCGCCUCUGUUGGUCCCGUAAUGACAAUUGCCACUAUGGUAUACAAUGACAUGUCAUGUACAUGGUACAGAAACUCCCACUAGGCUUUGAAUUAACUUUUGAGAUACUAGUGGCAUGGCGCUGUGUGAUACAACCUAAUCAGUUUUUUAAGCAUAGAUGAAUAUCUACAACAGAUAUUAUUAUUAUGUGAUUGCACUGGCUUCAAUGAUGCUCCUCUAGUGGGCUUUUGGAUGUUCCGAACACUCUCACUUCACACUCAUAGCAUGCACUAUACGUAGAACAUGAAAUUGAGUGCCCAUGAUCUUUCUCAGCAUGCAGUAUAUUUCCUUUGAAAUGUUUAUACAAUGUACUUUGCUAGAAAUGCUGAAAUCCUACAAGAUGGAAUUUUGAAAGUCAAAUAAUAGUUGAAAAUUGAGGCUCAGUGCAAUUGACAUACCAUGUCGUGAGUAAACACAGUGCAUUUUUAGUUGUGUUGCUUGCAAAACCGAGACAGUAUGAGUAUAGACGUUUUGCGAUUACAUCACUUUGUCUUUAGUUGAGAUGCGUUGGCGAAGUCACACUCACAGCACAGCGCUGCACUUGCACUAGCGGCUCACGCUGCAUACAUCAUUAUUCCGAUAAUACGUAGAUGUAUCACUCCCUAAGUAUUGACUCCCAUUGAUUUUCGCUAUACCUAAGUAGUCAAAUAUUCCUGCAUAUUUCA